AUAUAUACGUCAUAUAAAUAGCAAAAUAUGGUUUGGUGUUGUGCUAGCCAUAUUUUAACUUCUACAACUGUUGCUACUAGCAAAGGUUUUGGCAGUUUACCUGAAAAGUGAGGCUUAUUGUAGGAUUACCUGAUAUUCACAUUAUAUGAACGGUCACACUUCGGGUGCAACAUAGCCUUUUAAAUCAGAAUUAUAUACACAAAGCUUCAUCGAUAUAAGCCUCUUUAAUUUUAAGAAUGAGAGGAAUUGAUGAACAGUAUUAUCAUAUUGAAUAUAAUUACAAUCGCUGAACAGUAUUAUUAUAUUGAAUAUAAUUACAAUUGUCUUUCUCCUUCGCCUUUUAUUUAAUUUUCAGGGUUCUGCCCUUCUUGUAUCCCGAAAGUUUUCUUCUUUAAUUAUAUAUCCUAUCUUCCAGAUAAUUUGUAAUUUAAAUUGCCUGAAUUUGUAAGUUUCCCAAUCUCAAUUUAGUUUAGUUUUUUAUUAUAUAGGUUAAUAUCAGGUAAUGCAUACAUGUAUAUGCAUAUCUAACUUCAAAGUUAAACAUGGUACACAAAGGUUAUAUAGAUAGGGAUUGAUACAGAUGAUUCAUUCGUUACCCUCGAAAUCAUGUAGACUAUGCAUCGUUUAUUGAUUCAUUUGUAAUAGACUAUAAAUCUUGUUUAAUCAGAGUAGAGAUUUGAGUUUUGUACAUAGAAUAGACUAUUAAUAUUGUUUAAUCAAAGUGAUUAGGUAUUUGAGUCAUUAAUUCUGGUUGAAUAUAUGUAUAUAUUCUCUUGUUUCUUUCUUAAAGUUGUCUUACCGUAACAUUUGUUUGAUUGUGGGUUUGUUUUCUUAUCAGAAAUUUAUAACGCCAGAUUGUAGUUUUAAAAACAUCCUCAUGGGAUUAAUGCCAAUCACUCUCAAAGUAACCCCCGGAGAUGAGGUUAUUUUGGAGAACAUUAUUUUAGAUGAGGACGAGAGAGUUGAUCCUUUUAUCAUCAAGGUUGUACAUAACUGACCCUCUCUAUCUUUUAUUUCCUGAUUUAUUCUACUUCACCUUUUCUUUUUAAUUAUGUUUCACCUUUUGACAUUUUAAUUCAUUUGGACCACCUCCAUUUACAGGGUUUUCAUGAAGAAUUUAAAGAUAAAUAUGUGUGCAUAUUUAUGCUCCCCAUGUCUCCUGGCCAUAAGAAAUCUAUGAUUCUUGAUACUACCAGGUUGAGGGACGUUCAUGAGCAAAUUAAGUCUUCUGGUGGAAAUUUUAGUGUCAUUUGUGUGCCUACACAUAUAGAGCAUAAUAAAAAUGAUUUUGAAUACUUCAAUCCAUACCAUGAACACUUGAAGAUCAAAUUUUGCACUUCAUUUCAUCAUAUUCAUCUCGAUGAUUCUGCAUGCUUGAAGCAGAUGGAGAAUAUGAUUGGUAUCCCGAAAGAUCCGGAAGCAGCCUAUGUUAUCCUUGGUCCUAUGAAUGGUUCGUGCAGAAAGGUUGUCAGUAUCCUUAAUAGUGACUUUUUCAAGUGGCAUGGAGCUGAUGCUUUUCCGUUCACCACAGAAAAGAUAGAACAACUGACAUGUGAGGAUGAAGCUUUGUGGAGUUGCAAACAUGAUCUUGGAACUCUUUUAUCAGUGCCUGAUCGUGAUUAUGUUAUAUCAAAUGACUGCACAAAGGUCCCUGUUUCCGAUCUACAUCAAAGGACUGUUUGCCUCUUAUUCUAUGAAGAUACUUUGGAGUGUAGAAAUUGGACGGAGAAACUUAAGAAUCUUUACGUAGUACGUAAUGAUUUUGAAGUGGUGGUUGUCUUCUCCAUUACUUUUGGGCUUGGUCACUCGAUGGAAUUCAAGAAUCGGAGACGCGCCUUAAAAUUUUGGAAGGUGUUCAGUGACAUGCCAUGGUUGGCAAUCCCUCUUGAUGACCCCAAAUGCAGGCAGCUGUGGCGCAUUUUCAGUAAACAGUGCAGUGAAAAGUUGCUCAUAAUUUACUCUAGAGGACAAUACUUUGAGGAAAAUGGAUUCAAAGUUCUGGUGGAGACUGGAUUUAAAAAAUAUCCUUUUAUGAGAAAGGAAGUGGUGCGGACUUCAGUUGCAGCAAAAAAAGAAAAGAACUUGUCCUCAUUUUUGGGACGAAAUGAACUUAUUCGUGGUAGGGAUUUGUAUUAUGCUGGACGGGAGAAAUUUACAGCCUCCAAACUCUUGGGAUGUUCAGUUGUCCUCCUUUUUUUGGGAGUAUCAGGCUUCAGAGGCUUUAGUGACUUGCUGAAUGGGCUACAUUUUAAUCACGGAGUUACCGCCCAUGGUGUUGAAAGUUUUGAGAUAGUUUACAUUCCAGUGACGGAAUCUCCCCCUGAGAUUGUCCCUGACUGUGACUGGAUGCUGGUUAGCCCCAAGGAGCACUUGAUUCCUGUUUUUCAUCACUUUUUUGAUGACGAAAUUACAAAAAAUCCAGGAAAACAAUUCACCAUGGCGAUGGUUAGUUUUGGACAGUUUGGACAUUAUAAUCAUCGUGGAAUCAUCUAUACCAACUGUUCCAAGGACGCAUAUAACUUAUUUUUGGAGACCUUCCCGUUUAAUGACAACGAUGACAAGGAAAGCUUCAAAGUUCUAUAUAAUGCUGCAAUAAACAAACCAAGAAAGAAGACGGAUGAUUAGUUGAAUCGCGUAGGCGUCGAUUCGGGGAAUAUGUGGUGUAUAUAUUAUAUGGAGGAUUACUUUGUUUUGGAAGAACAUAAGCAACGGUGAGGAUUUGCUUAGGAUUCGAUCAAUUCUUGUUACCGGUUACAAAUGAGAACUCAAUGUUAUGUAACAAGACACUCUUUUAAUGUUUUGCUAGCCAUGGAUAUGAGAACUCAAUGUCAUGUAACAAGACAGGCUUUUAAUGUUUUGCAAGCCAUGAGUAUUUAAAGUCAUUUUGUCAAAAUUACAGUCGAGGGCAAAGUAGUACUUCUCCGAGCGAACUUUAAAUAUUUAGUUUAGUUUAGUGUUCUUUGAAUUUUUAUUUUUUUUGUUGCUAUAUGCGUGUUUCGAUUCAA
This is a messenger RNA of Daucus carota subsp. sativus, 3005 nucleotides long. RefSeq names its product probable nucleoredoxin 1-2. Bases 1144 to 2625 code for a protein of 493 amino acids. The transcript is spliced from 4 exons. The record is from RefSeq and is a predicted model, not a curated record. NCBI's taxonomy places the organism in Eukaryota, Viridiplantae, Streptophyta, Magnoliopsida, Apiales, Apiaceae. Gene Ontology annotation, molecular function: nucleic acid binding.